AUGCCUACGCACAACAACCCUAUAUUGAGCGGAUUCAACCCUGACCCUAGCCUCGUUAGGGUGGGUGAGGACUACUAUCUGACAACAUCCACGUUCGAAUACUUUCCUGGUUUGCCCAUAUACCACAGCAGAGAUCUCAUUAGCUGGACAUUGAUAGGACACGCUCUGACACGACCAUCCCAACUUAAUCUGAGAACAGUCGAACCAGGCGGCGGUAUCUGGGCACCCACCUUCAGACACCACGAUGGAGUCUUAUACAUCACUUCUUGCCUCUGGACUGCUUACUCGCCUCAGCAGAACGUAAGAGUAUGGCCUAGAGGCUUUUACGUCUCGACACAAGAUCCAUGGAAAGCAGAUAGCUGGUCUGAUCCGAUCUACUUUGAUCAGCCAGGCUUUGACCAAGAUCUCUUUUGGGAUGACGAUGGAAGUGUUUACCUCUCAACUUGUUUCAGACCGAUAGACCAUGAUAUGAAAAGUGGUCUCAAAGGCUUCGCUAUUCAUACAUCCAAGAUCGAUCUGGCUACUGGCACGUCACUCGAGGCGCCUAGAGUUAUCAGAAGAUCCCCAUCUGGUGUCGCUGAAGGAUCACACAUCAUCAGGAAAGAGCAAUAUUACUAUCUUUUCGUUGCUGAAGGUGGUACAGAGAGUGGUCACAUGGAACUGGUGUUUCGUAGUUCGACUGGCGUGUAUGGUCCUUGGGAGCAUUGUCCGAACAAUCCACUCAUUAGCGCUACGACACAAGACGAUGUCCAGAAUACGGGACAUGCUGACUUGAUUGAGGAGUCGACAGGAAAGUGGAGAGCGGUCUGCCUAGCUGUCAGACCAUAUCGUCAGAGACAUGCCUUGCGAACUCCGUACUUACAACCCAUAGGUCGUGAGACUUUUCUCAUGGAUGUGACAUGGGAAGACGAUUGGCCCAUAUUCAACCAAGGCAGCAAGCUCCAGCUCAGCUUCGGAGCAGAGGCAGAUUCGGUUCCACCAAUUCUCAAAUGGCGUGACAGUUUUGAGGCGAGCGAGCAUCUCUCGCUUGGAUGGUAUCAUAAAAACACACCACUAAAACGCGAAUAUUCUUUGAAAGAACGCAACCACCACCUAAGACUCUGGGGAGGCCCGUACAACCUUCAAUCACUCGAAAGUCCAACAAUGGUUCUCCGCAAACAGACUCUAGCACGAGGUAUAUGGGAAACUAGUCUAGACUUCCUACCUCAAAGACCACACUGUGAAGCUGGCACAGUGGUCUACUGGAAUCCAUACACCUUUAGCAGUAUCGGAGUACGCCGAGGUUUUAACGGGGAGAAUCGGGAAAUUCAGUUUACACAUACGACAUCACCAGGAGAAUUCACGUGUACGACACAGUAUUUGAAAAGCAUGGGCUCUGUCAGACUCGCGGUACAAUGCUCGGAGCUCGAAUACACCCUUGGAUAUGCAGAGCUUGAUGAAGAAUAUAAUUGGUUUGAGCCUGUCAGCAUGGAAGUCAUGACGGCAGAUCCACCAAGAGGUAUGGCAUUUACAGGCAUGUUGUUGGGACUGUAUGCAUUCGGUGAGCUUCAAAGAUGUUUGGAGCCUGCAGACUUCGCCUUUGCUGCGUUUACUGGUUAA
Molecule: messenger RNA, 1599 nt
Organism: Aureobasidium subglaciale EXF-2481
Lineage: Eukaryota; Fungi; Ascomycota; Dothideomycetes; Dothideales; Saccotheciaceae
Product: glycoside hydrolase family 43 protein
Exons: 5
Coding region: 1-1599 (532 amino acids)
Biological process (GO): carbohydrate metabolic process
Molecular function (GO): hydrolase activity, hydrolyzing O-glycosyl compounds
Source: RefSeq, a predicted model, not a curated record